AUGAAGUACACCACUGUCGGUUUAAUCGCCGCGGCCUCCCUUGUCGCCGCCGAAGACUUCUUGACCAUUUCGCCUGAGGUUAUGGCUCAAUCGAUCCAAGACCUGAACGACUUCCCCACCGCUGACAGAGAACUGGCCGCCUCGAGAUACUCGGAGCUUUACGACCAAAACAACGGCCGUAUCCCCAUCACCGCCUUCUACACCGGCUUGCAAGCGGACGCGUCGGGCUCGGGCGCCGACUCGUCGGCUGACCCUGCCUCCUCGGCCACCUCCGCUAAUUCGUCGGCGGACUCUGAGUCGUCGGCUACCGCUGAAUCGUCGGCUAACCUGUCGGCUAACUCUGCUGAAUCGUCGGCCACCGCCGAAUCGUCGGCUUCGGCUGACUCUUCGGCUUCGGCUGACUCGCUGGCCUCUGCUGACUCCUCUGCCUCGGCUGACCUGUCGGCUUCUGCUGACUCCUCCGCUUCUGCUGACUCCUCCGCCUCCGCCGACUCGUCGGCCUCGGGUGAAUCCGCCUCUGACGCCAUCUCGUCCGCCCUCGAAUCGUCGGACGACCUCUCCUCGGGCCCCGCCCCCACCGCCACCGAAUCGCAAGGCGGUGUCAUUGGUGGCGUCGUUGCUAACAACAGCACUGGUGGUGCUGGUGCCAACAACGGUACCGUCAUUGGUGGUGGCGACAGCUCUGACGACGGCUCGUCGCUGGUGUCGGACGCCGACACCGUGUCGCUGGCUGGCGAAGAAGAAGCUUCGUCCACCGGUGGCUCGAGAACUCUGGGCUCGUCGUCGGCCUCGAAAACCGCCUCGGCGUCGUCGUCGUCGCAACCGGGUAUGGGUGUUCAAGGCACCGUCAGCGGGUUCGUGGCCAUCGCUGGUUUGAUUGGCGCUUUGCUCUAA
Molecule: messenger RNA, 894 nt
Organism: Diutina rugosa
Lineage: Eukaryota; Fungi; Ascomycota; Pichiomycetes; Serinales; Debaryomycetaceae
Exons: 1
Coding region: 1-894 (297 amino acids)
Source: RefSeq, a predicted model, not a curated record